This is a messenger RNA of Ceratotherium simum simum (southern white rhinoceros), 486 nucleotides long. The record is from RefSeq and is a predicted model, not a curated record. Lineage: Eukaryota; Metazoa; Chordata; Mammalia; Perissodactyla; Rhinocerotidae.
ACUGAAAAGAAAAAAAAGAAAGGCACUAAAACAGCCGAUGUUGUCCAACUUCCUCUUCCCUCGAAAUGGCCGAGUCGUUCUCUCGCUCCUCCGCCUUCGCCGAAUCGCGAUCACCUGGGGACACCACGCCCUCCUCUCCGCCUCCACACCCACAGCCCAGACACCAACACCUCCGCCCACCACCCGACGCCUGCGCACGAGCCCCCAGCCCGCGGGCUGCGACCCCGACGCCCACCACAGCCACCUCGCACGCAGGCCUUCCCGAAUGCACACGCUGCGGCUUCGCGCCGCCUUGUAGAAAAACGAAUGUGGGCGGGGAAGAGAUUUCGGCCUGCUUUGGGCCCCCUGCCUCGGCCAAUGGGGAAGAAGCUAUUCGACCCCCUUUCCACGGGGUGCUAGGUGGCCCGUUCUCCCUGCCAACAGUGCUGGGGGUGCGGGGCCUGUGGCUGAGAAGAGGGCAGGAGAGGUGAGAGUGGGGUUCACAAU